CCGGGCCGGGCCGGGGGCAGAGGCGGUGAAGGCCGCGGGCAGCAGCGGCAGCGCCAUGCCGUUCGUGGAGCUGGACACCAGCCUGCCGGCCGAGCGGCUGCCGCCGGGGCUGGCGCAAACCCUGUGCGCCGCCACCGCCGACAUCCUGGGCAAACCGGCGGAGCGCGUGAACGUGACGGUGCGGAGCGGGCUGGCCAUGGUGCUGUCGGGCUCGGCCGAGCCCUGCGCGCAGCUGGCGGUCUCGUCCAUCGGCGUGGUGGGCACGGCGGAGCAGAGCAAGGCGCACAGCGCCCGCUUCUUCGACGUGCUGACGGCGCAGCUGGGCCUCGGCCCCGAUCGGAUUGUCAUCCGCUUUUACCCUCUGGAGCCCUGGCAGAUUGGCAAGAACAGGACAGUCAUGACAUUCCUGUGAUCCUUGGAGCAGCUGCUGGAACAAGGCCAUGAUGAAGGCAACCCAGAGAUCAUCAGCUCUGUCUGUCUGCUUGUUUCCUCCUGUGAUCCAAUCUGUGUAGCUCGAUUCACUUUUGUCUUUGCAUCCUGUGCACACAAAGCUCAAGAGUGAGGCAAUCCACUGAUUUUACUGAAAUAGUUCAAAAUCUUUGUCUCAAGCUCAGGCCUAGACAAAGCUGCUUGUAGCAGUAAAAAGUUUAAUUCUAGAACACAUGGCUUUACUGAGGACCAGAAAGGUUCUGAGGUUUAUCUAGUUUUUCUCAUAAUUUGCAAGGCAGAAAAAAAUCCUUUUUUCUGUUUCUCUGUGGCAGCAGAAGGGUCUCAGGCCAGUGAAGAUGACCUGGAAGUCAAAUUCUUUUCUUUUUCAGGCUCCCCUGAAAGCCCUUUCUGGAAAGAGAGGGGAUUAUCGGGAGAGAAGUUUAGGCAUUGAGGGCUCAUGUCAGAUCUUGUGCUCUGCCCUUGCCACCUCCUGUGACUGCUCCUACAAAGUGUUAUUUGUUCACAAGGUUUCCAGGGCUCAAUGUCUGUCUGCUGAUGGCAGUGGCUGGAGGAGAGAGUCUCUUCUGAAGACCUGCACUGUGCCACCAGAAAAUGUUUGGAUGUUUCUGCUACUGUCAGCUUUAAUUCCUGUUAUUCACUGUUUGUCCAGAGUCCUUUCUCUUGCUGUUAUGGGGAGUUUUGGGAUGAUAAAGCAUCUCACUGUGAUCUGUGGCUGAUAUUUCUGGCUCACUGUCCCUGUAGAGAAGUGUUUUGGGUUUUUAGGACCCAUAUACUCCCCCACUUUAUAAGUAGAAUACCCAGGGCAUUUCAUUAUAACAAAAGCAGGGUACUUUUUGUGUACAAUGUUGCCUCUGCCUUCUGCUGCUAAUAAAAUAAUUUAUCAGUUCCCUUUCACUUUGUGACUUGGUCAGGGGGAGGUCAGGGAGCUCAGGGCACAUCCCUUGGACAUGGGGGUGCAAGAGAAUAGGAAGCUGAAGGGGCUUCUGUGCUCCUUCACCAUUCUAAAUGGGGUUUUAUUUGUUUAUGGCUUGAGGUAUCAUUACCAUUUAAAAGUUGUUUGUUCCCUAUACACCAUAAAUAACUUCUAUGUUUGACAAAUCUGACAGGAAUGCAAUACCAAACACCAAUUUGUGUAUCAAGCUGGGGGCUACACCUUAUCUGGUUAAUAAACUCUCACAAAGCUUC
Messenger RNA from Serinus canaria (Common canary), 1635 nucleotides. RefSeq names its product D-dopachrome tautomerase (gene DDT). Gene Ontology annotation, molecular function: phenylpyruvate tautomerase activity. NCBI's taxonomy places the organism in Eukaryota, Metazoa, Chordata, Aves, Passeriformes, Fringillidae. The record is from RefSeq and is a predicted model, not a curated record. The transcript is spliced from 3 exons. The coding region runs from base 56 to 412 and encodes 118 amino acids.